AGAAAGGAAAACGCAUCAUCAUGCAAAACUGAUUGCAAGGCAAUGAUCAAAUUGCUUCGUACAAAGGACCAUGGCUGGUAUGUGAGUGCAUUCGUCAAAGAACACAACCAUCGGUUGUCAUUGGGAUAUGAUGCUAAGAUGCAGUGGAAUUCGCACAAUCAUAUUGAUGCAAUAUCACGGGAUUUCAUAAAAAAUCUCCGUGAGAAUAACAUCAGUAUUACUAAGGUCUAUAACAUAUUGGGCGGACUUGGAGCUGGUCCGCAAGCUGUGCCAUACCGCAAGCAGUUGCUGCGUACAUUGUGCUCCAGGUACUCCCAGGAAACUAUAAAAGAUGACCUGUCCAAAACAAUGAGUCUCCUGCAAGAGAUGAAGGCUCAGGACAACAACUUGAAGGUGGAGGUUGAUGUGGAUGCAGAGGGACGAGUCCGAUCGAUGUUGUGGUGUACCGGCAAGAACCGUCAGGAUUAUGUGCACUUUGGAGACGUGGUCACUUUCGAGUUUCGACACAACUUACAAAACAAAUCUAUAUAACAUGCCAUUUGGUCUAUUUGUUGGCGUCAACAACCACUUCCAGUCGGUUAUCUUUGGAGGUGUCUUGAUGCGUGAAGAAACCGAAGUGGCAUUCAAGUGGGUGUUUAGCACGUUCGUCACCAUUAUGGACAACAAACAACCCGUUACUAUUCUUACAGACCAGGCACAUGCAAUGAAGGGUGCAAUCGAGUCUGCGCUUCCAGAAGCAAGGCAUCGUUGGUGCAAAUGGCAUGUUCUGCGAGACGCCAAAGAAAAAAUCGGCCAUGUGUACAACAAAUUCUCUGGAUUCAAGAAGCAAUUUCACCCCCUCAUAAAUGAUAUUAUGUGUGUGGAGGAGUUUGAAGAUAGGUGGUCCAAGUUGGUAGCAAAAUACAAACUCAACAACAAUGAUUACAUGACAAGGCUUUUCGACAAGAGAGCAAUGUGGGCCAAGCCGUAUUUCAAGGAGAUUUUCUGCGCAGGGAUGACAAGCACCCAAAGGAGCGAGAGUGCCAAUCAUAUGUUGAAGCAGUACAUACAACGAUCAUCUCCCAUGCAUGUUUUUGUUCGUCAAUACGGGAAGUUUCUCGGGGCCAGAAGGAGCGAGGAGGCUACGGAAGCACACAUGACAGCAAACAGGUCACGCUCUUUUGAAAGCUCCUACCCUAUAGAGGACGAUGCUGCAUCCAUUUACACCCGCGCUGUGUUCAGCAAGUUCCAAGAUGAGCUCCAUAAGUCAGGGAGCUAUGUGGUAACGGUGGUUGAACCAGGCUCUCAUUACAUCGUUAUAGUGUUGCGCCAUCUAAGGUCGUGGACGAAUCCAGACGUAAGCAGAGAACGGUUAAAAUAGAGGAAUCAGGUCAAUUCAUCUCAUUUGAUUGCGGAAUAUUCGAUCACGUUGGCAUGUUGUGCAGGCACUCUAUCAAGGUACUAGUACGUGAUGACAUAUUGAAGAUUCCGGCAAAGAAUAUAAUGAAGCGCUGGACAAUAUGGGCAUGCGGCGAAUUUCCGAAGGGUAUGGAUAUGAUUGACAAUGCUUCAUCUCCCCAUGACAACAGCUACUUGAAGAAUCUUCUUCGUAUCGCCGUUGAAGACCUGGUCCGUGAAAGUUGCGACAAACCAAGCCUAGAACAUGCGCUAGAAGGGGUAACCAAGCUAACUUCCGUCGUACGCAAGAAAAGAAGGAUAUCUUCGGAACCUCCACAGAGCCUAAUUAAUUCCAUACAGUGUCCAGUAAACAUCACCAGCUCUGUGUUACUUCCUCCGGAACGAUUGAACCCCAAUGGAAGGCCUGCUACGGUAAGGCCAAAGUCCAGGAUGGAUUAUGUUGCAGUGAAGACUAGGAAGAAGAAGAAGAAGAAAGAAACCAGCCGUGGCAAUGGUAAGACUCCUGUUGGCACUCCGAAGAACAAAAAACGUCCAGUGGCCAGCUUAUAUGACAACCAGGUUCCGUCGCUUUCGCCGGAGGUGAGCGCUGGAGAAACCGUGACACGAGAUGUUGGCCGGCCAAAAAGGAAGAUACACUGUCAAAGCUGCAAACUUCCAGGUCAUACUCGACUGAAAUGCACCCAGCGAGGUAUCUCCAAGAACCUGUUUGAAUGUCUGUAACAUGCAUCGGUGUUAUGCGGAAGUAGGAGUAUGUCAUGAUAUUCGGGCCGCAUGUCCUGGGCUUGUGAUCUUUUGUCUAGCUAAUUUGUAUGUAUGAUAAAAUAGUUCGUACUCUAUAUCUAGAGUGUUUGGAGUAAGUUCAAAAUGUACGCCUCGGAUCUGAAUGUUCCUCGUGUU
This is a messenger RNA of Triticum dicoccoides, 2295 nucleotides long. RefSeq names its product protein FAR1-RELATED SEQUENCE 5-like. NCBI's taxonomy places the organism in Eukaryota, Viridiplantae, Streptophyta, Magnoliopsida, Poales, Poaceae. Bases 404 to 1360 code for a protein of 318 amino acids. Gene Ontology annotation, biological process: regulation of DNA-templated transcription. The transcript has 4 exons. The record is from RefSeq and is a predicted model, not a curated record.